GCAAGAUGAAAUUGUUCCUAGUUGUGUUGACUGUUGACUGUGAUCAGCUGUGUUACGUGGUGUGAGUACUGUGUUGUGGGACAAAAUGUGGGCUGAUACGUUGUUGAUACUUUUCAUAUCGGUAUGCACAGCGUUGUUGGGAGAAGGUCUUACAUGGCUAAUGGUAUACAGAACAGAAAAAUAUCAGAAACUAAAAGCUGAAGUAGAGAGACAGAGUAAAAGAUUGGAGAAACGCAAAGAGGCACAUGGUGACUCUUUUGAUAAACAACACAAGAAGAAAAUAGAAAGAGAAGAAGAGAAACUGAAGAACAAUAAUAGAGAUCUGUCAUUAGUGAAAAUGAAAUCAGUUUUUGCAAUUGGUUUUGCCUUCACUGCUCUUUUGAGCAUGUUUAAUAGUAUCUUUGAUGGAAGAGUUGUUGCAAGAUUACCUUUUGUUCCAAUUUCUUGGAUCCAAGGACUGUCUCACAGGAAUCUGCCUGGAGAUGAUUACACAGAAUGUUCCUUUAUCUUCUUGUACAUUCUUUGUACAAUGUCUAUUAGACAGAACAUCCAGAAGCUGCUUGGGUUUGCUCCUUCUAGAACAGCAAGCAAGCAAAGUGGUGGCCUCUUUGGACCACCACCUCAACAGUUCAAAUAGUUUUCUGGACUUUAGCAUUU
Molecule: messenger RNA, 657 nt
Organism: Schistocerca americana (American grasshopper)
Lineage: Eukaryota; Metazoa; Arthropoda; Insecta; Orthoptera; Acrididae
Product: calcium load-activated calcium channel
Exons: 5
Coding region: 86-637 (183 amino acids)
Biological process (GO): endoplasmic reticulum calcium ion homeostasis
Cellular component (GO): endoplasmic reticulum membrane; cytoplasm; endoplasmic reticulum
Molecular function (GO): calcium channel activity
Source: RefSeq, a predicted model, not a curated record